GUGUGCUGUCACCAGAUUCACUAUCAUCGCCAUUCGCAACAGUCGACACGUGACCCUCCCGAGCCGUAGAACGAAAUAGUGCUAAGAAGAGAGGCGACGAGCGAGGAUCAUACGCUACAAUGACCAUCGUACCGCGCAUGAAGCUGUCCACCAGGGCCGAACUCGCCGUGUGCGUCUCGUGUGCCGUGUACGUCGUCUACUAUAUCCUGGUAGUGGUGCGCAAGCCGCGGCUCGUCUGCCGCGCCGGCCGCCUGCGCCGCUUCCUUUCGGCCAAUAUGGACGAAUUCAUCAAGAGCUACUACUGGGCCCCGAUCUGGUGCUUCGGCGGCAACCUGCAGUUUCUCGUCGGCUGCCUCUACAACAGCUGGCUUCCACGGCUGUCGUACAGACGCGAGCUCUUCGUGCUCUCGGACCGCGGUCUUGUGGCACUCGACUGGGUGAACGAGGAGCAGCCGGGCCCGGUGGUUAUCCUCGCUGGCGGCGGUUUCACGGACAGCCAGAGCCGGCCCUGGCGCGCCCUCUUGCCAGCACUGGCGACUCUCGGCUGCCCCUGCGUGGUGGUCAACGGCCGCGGCUGUGGCGUCCCUCUGACCACUCAUCGAGUCACCUACGUGGCCAGUGUCAGCGACAUCGCAGAGGUGGCGGACGAGGUGCACCGACGGUACCCGCAAGAGUGUGUUGUUGGCGUGGGCGUGUCCCUGGGCGGACUGCAGAUGGCGCUGUACUUGAGCCAGUGGGGUCCCCGAGCGCAGCUUGACGCGGUGGUGGCCGUGUCAGCACCUUUUCAGUUGGGGCUGGCCAGCCGCAAUCUAGGCCGCUGGGGCACGAACAUGCUGCUAAAUGUUUGGAUGACGCGCCGUAUGGUGCGCCUCCUACGCCACAACGAGGAGAUGGUGUACGGUACCAGGGAAUUCGAUGCAGACAAGGUGUUGCAUUGCUGGACGCUGUCCUCAUUCAACAAGCGCUAUGCAGCUCCGGUGUACGGGUUCUCCUUUGUGGAGGAUUUCUACGAAAACUGCAGCCUCAAGGGACAGCUGGACAUGGUGAAACGCCCCCUGGUGUUCCUCGUGGCGUCUGAUGACACGCUGAACCCGCGCGGCGCCUUUCCGGAAGAGGAAAUCGCCAAGUCGCCCUGGCUUGCCGCAGUGGUGACGCCACGCGGCGGCCACAUGGGUUUCGUGGACGGCUGUCUCUGGCCACGGCAGCCCUUCUACCUGGAACGCUUUGUCACGUCCUUUGUCCGAGGCGUGCAGCAACUGUACAGAUCUCGCGGACUACAGGCGCUACACAGCCUGGGCGAGUGACCCAGGUGUGAAGGAAUGGGCGCGUUUGCAUAGCUCGGUUCUGCGGCUGCACAUCGUACGCGCCGAGUAGUAAAAACCUUUCGUUGUCUGUGCCGAUUCUUUUCUGAUUGGACAUAGUAUGAUCUUGAUAGGCUUUCGUUGUGGCUUGAAAGAGCAGAAAGUGCCGCGUUGCAAAAAAAAAAAAAACUGUUCAUGAGGUAAGCUGGUCGGGAAAUAUUGCCUUCUUGUGACACAGCUACACAAGUCUCGCA
This is a messenger RNA of Rhipicephalus microplus (southern cattle tick), 1555 nucleotides long. RefSeq names its product phospholipase ABHD3. NCBI's taxonomy places the organism in Eukaryota, Metazoa, Arthropoda, Arachnida, Ixodida, Ixodidae. Gene Ontology annotation, biological process: medium-chain fatty acid biosynthetic process; medium-chain fatty acid catabolic process. The record is from RefSeq and is a predicted model, not a curated record. Gene Ontology annotation, molecular function: monoacylglycerol lipase activity; acetylesterase activity.